Clunio marinus is the source of this 285-nucleotide messenger RNA. Lineage: Eukaryota; Metazoa; Arthropoda; Insecta; Diptera; Chironomidae. The record is from the annotation of a GenBank genome assembly.
AUGAAACAUGAUGCACAUAAAAAAGGUUGUUCUCGAAGGAAUCAAACUGCCCCCCCUGCAGCUACUGAAUUACCCACCAAACAUAAGAAUCUCUCUCUUGUUUAUGAUCAAACUUUUUGGCAAAGGAUGAGAAGAAUUCUGUUAACUAAACAUAUUAAUUGUGGACAGCACAGCACUAUAGCUAAUAAAGGAAGAAACAAAUCUAAGAAACAAAAUAAGAGAGUCAAGUGGAGAGUAGAUAUACAAUUUACAAUGUCUUGUCUUGAUUUGAUUGACGUUUUGUAG